Carica papaya (papaya) is the source of this 804-nucleotide messenger RNA. Lineage: Eukaryota; Viridiplantae; Streptophyta; Magnoliopsida; Brassicales; Caricaceae. The record is from RefSeq and is a predicted model, not a curated record.
AUGGCUUUGAAUUUUUUACUAACUGAAUUUUUCAGGUUGGAGGGUAAGGUGGCGCUCCUGACUGGUGCAGCCAGCGGGAUUGGCGAGCAAACUGCUAGAUUAUUCACAGAAAAUGGAGCUCGCGUCGUGGUUGCCGACGUCCAAGAUGAAAUGGGUCUUCAAGUUGUUGAAUCAAUCGGCACAGAGAGAGCGAGUUAUCUUCACUGCGACGUGAGAGACGAGAAGCAAGUGGAGGAAGCAGUGAGUUUCACCAUAAACAAAUAUGGAAGCCUUGAUGUUCUGUUCAGCAAUGCUGGAAUCAUCGGCCCUUUAACCAGCAUAUUAGAACUCGACUUAGAUGGUUUUAAUAACACCAUGGCUACCAACGUUCGAGGUGUUGCUGCAACAAUCAAGCACGCAGCUCGAGCCAUGGUGGCCAGAAACAUACGUGGGUCAAUUAUAUGCACAACGAGCGUUGCGUCAUUGUUGGGAGGGACUGGACCGAGUGCUUACACGACGUCCAAGCAUGCGCUGGUGGGUCUGGUUCGGUCAGCGUGUAGCGAGCUGGGGGAAUAUGGGAUCAGAGUCAACAGCGUGUCGCCGUUUGGGGUUGCUACACCUCUGGCUUGUACAGCUUAUAAUCUGAGACCUAACGAAGUGGAAGAGAAUAGUUGUGGGUUGGCGAACUUGAAGGGGGUAGUGUUGAAGGCAAGGCAUGUAGCAGAGGCUGCUUUAUUUCUUGCUUCUGAUGAAUCGGCUUAUAUCAGCGGCCAUAACUUGGCGGUUGACGGCGGAUACGCGGUGGUGGCUCGUAGUUCCUAUUGA